Hirundo rustica (Barn swallow) is the source of this 920-nucleotide messenger RNA. It is a transcript of the gene YRDC, whose product is annotated as yrdC N6-threonylcarbamoyltransferase domain containing. Gene Ontology annotation, cellular component: cytoplasm. Gene Ontology annotation, biological process: regulation of translational fidelity. The record is from RefSeq and is a predicted model, not a curated record. The coding region runs from base 1 to 798 and encodes 265 amino acids. Gene Ontology annotation, molecular function: tRNA binding; nucleotidyltransferase activity; double-stranded RNA binding. The transcript has 5 exons. NCBI's taxonomy places the organism in Eukaryota, Metazoa, Chordata, Aves, Passeriformes, Hirundinidae.
AUGGCGCGGGCGGUGCGCGUGCUGGCGCUGGCGCUGGCGGCUGAGGGGGCGCCGGGGCCGGGGCCGGGCCGUGCCCGCCUGGUGCCGCUGCCGCCCGGCAGCGGGGCCCGGCCCGGCCCUCAGGGUGCGUGCGGGGAAGCGGCGGAGGCGGGAGGCGCGGGCUGGAGGGAGGCGGUGACGGCCGCGGCCGCCGCCCUGCAGGCGGGCGGGCUGGUGGCGGUGCCCACGGACACGGUGUACGGCGUGGCCUGCCUGGCACAGGACUCGGCCGCCGUGCGCGGCAUCUACAGCCUGAAGGGGCGGAACGGCGCCAAGCCGCUCGCCAUCUGCCUCGGGGACGUGGAGCGGCUCUACAGGUACUGCCGCGUGAAUGUUCCCGACGAGCUGCUGCGGGAUUUGCUCCCGGGACCAGUGACCCUGGUCUUAGAGCGUUCAGAAGAGCUCAAUAAAGACUUGAAUCCCUUCACAUCGCUGGUUGGUGUUCGCAUUCCAGACCAUCCCUUCAUGAGAGACCUGGCACGGGCCUGCCCGGGACCCCUGGCUUUGACAAGCGCCAACAUCAGCUCCCAGGGCAGCACCCUGACCGUGUUGGAAUUCCAGGACUUGUGGCCUCAGCUGUCCUUGGUCAUUGAUGGAGGCCCCAUAGGAGACAUCCAGAGCCCAGAGUGUCGCUUGGGGUCAACUGUGGUUGACUUGUCUGUGUCGGGGAAAUUCUCCAUCAUCCGGCCCGGCUGUGCACUGACGCCCACAGUUGAAAUCCUGAAGAAGAAGUAUGGCUUGGUACCAGAAUCCUCCUAACCCUUGGGACUGGGAGCUGUUGGAGCUGGGCACUGUGUGCCUGUGCACUCAGGAGUGGGUGAUCAUGGCCUUGUUUAAUAAGGUCAAUGGGUUUUGUCAAGAUAAUAAUAAAAGUAUUAAAA